UCGUAUGCAUCCAUGAAGCUGAUCGCUUGGCUGCCGGUUUUUUAUUUUGCGACACUUCCGUGCGACUGUGACCGUUGCCGCUUAUGCUUUCCACGGCAUCAUCAGCCCGAAUGGCCGCUGCAUCGGCCUGAGGAACCGGCGCAGCCGCAUCUUGUGGCCACGACGAACCAACCGCCGACGACGCUUGGCUAGCUUCGCCGCCCGCCCUGCUUGUAAACAUGGCGGACGUCUCUGUCAAACGAGUGGAGGGCGAGGAGGAUGCAGCAGCUGAAGACACUGCAGAUGCCAUAGCGGCAGCUGACCUGCAGACCACGCCAGCGCAGGCAGCCGGGCGCCGCACGCGCAAACCCGUCCAGCCCUUGGGGGGUGUGGUGACGCGGAGGACCUCGGCUCGACAGGUGGCGUCGUCGGCAUCCCGUGCAACCGCAGCCACCGAAAGCAGCAACAGCACGCCACGAGGACGCGCAACGCGGCAGGCAGGGCCCCGUACGAGGGCCACGCCCGCAGCAGCCGCGGAGGGUGACGCAGCGGCCGGCACCACGCCGCAGCGCGCCAGUGGCAGGGGCACCUGGAAGCGCAAAAAGUCUGACGCGGAAGAGCUCUCCACAUCGGAGCCUGAGAUGGAGCACGACGACUCCGAUUCUGAUCCGGUGUGGGUGCCAGACGCGACGGCAGGCAGCAAAGGUGCCCCCAGCACCGAUGCGGAUUCGCCGACGGCAGCGAAUGACGGUGCAGAGCCUGUAACAAAGGUGGCGCGUCGCGGGAAGCCGGCGAAGGCGACCAAGGCGAAAGCCGGAGCGCGGAAAGGCGCGGCAACGGCGGGAAAGAAACCAAACGGAGCCUCGAAGAGCGAGGCUGGAGGGGGAGGAGGUGCGGCCAAAGGAGGGCGGCGCAGCACUGCACGCAAGACAGAACCGGUGCCGAGCAUCGACCUGGGCAGCAGCGUUGCAUCACCCGAUUCACUUCAGCUCAAGGUGGAACUGCCCAAUGAGAGUGAAGAGGGCGGCCUCGCUGGCGGGGUCAAGCGGGACUACACACGCCGGCCCGUGACCAACGCCAGCACGUGGAGGACACCGGUGCCCGUCGUAGUGACGGAGCCGAGUGCGGCCAGCACGGGAGAGCUGCAACCGGGCGACUAUAUCAUCGCAGUGGCCGACGUGCACCGCUCGCGGCCGCCCAUCUGGCGCAUCGAGGGACGUUCACUGCUGCAACGCUUCGAGGCUCUCGAGACGGGCGAGGACACAAUCCUCUACCGCAACAGCUCCUCCUUCUCAGCGUGGAACCCGCUGGAGCAGUCCAAAUACGCCAACAUAUCUGUGCGGGUGCACUCCAACAGCCGGUCAGCCACCGUUGUCGAAGUGCUCGAGAUCCACGCCAGUCCAAACUCCAGCCUCGCCAAAAAUGGUGGCACGGAAGCCAGGUCUGCGGCAUGUGGUGACCAGCAGCCCAACCUGGAGGAGAAGUUCGAAGUGUACCUGCAGACGCUGCUGAGCCACGUGCUCGAUCCUAACUUCCUGGCCGAGGUGCACCGUGAGAACGAUGAGUACUUCCUCGCCAACUUGCAGACGGUGGACGGUGAGAAUGAGCGCCGAGGCUCCCAAAUCCGGCAGCCUCUUUGGGGGCCCAAGUUGUGGGACGCCAUCAUCAUGCGGCCCCAUGUGCGGAUCACCGACCGUCGGCCCGAUGAGGGCGCAGCGGCCGUAAAGAGCGAGGCUGAGAACUCGGCGGGCGAAGAGGUCGUGGUGGUGAAAAGCGAGCAGCCUGUCGGUGAAACGCUCUGCGAGGCGUGUGGGAAGGAGAUGGCUUCGCGAUUGGCCCAGUUCUCUGGCGAGCCUUACAACAUGCUGGACCUGUCUGUGGAACCCCACGGUGAAUACACGCCGGGGCAGUGCAGCUUCCAGUUGUGCGCCUCCUGUGCUGACCCCCUUCCUACCUUCAGUCAGCUGUACCACUACAAGUACCACACCUUCCAUCGAUGCAGGGAGAAGAUUGAGCGUUUGAAAGAGGAGCAGAAGGUAACCGAGUCGCAUAUCAUCCUCGAGCGUUGCCUGCAGGACGACGCAUGGGUCAACCAGAUGUAUGCCGACCUGCAGAAGCUGUGGCGGACAUGCACACUCGGGCCCAGUUGACCGGCUUAUUCAUCCACCAGCCGCGGCCAGCCUCUCUGGAUUUUCUCGUCUGUUGUCAUCAUCGCUCCCAAAGCCUGCUCCUUCAAACACAGUGCGCGCUUUAUGUGUACAGUCAUGUAUGUUUAUUUUAAUAUUUUUGUUCGUCUAUUCACUUUACUCAUGCCUCCCCCCUUUUCCCCCACGAAACGAGGAAAGCUUUUUCCUGGAUUUGCCCUAGUGUCCCAAACCACGUGGCCUUGUUGUCCCUUCACUGUCAUUCAUGCAAGCAUCACCGUCUUUUUGCUUAGUGGAAGCAACACCUCAGUUCUUCACCGUCUGCCGCUCGCAAGAGUUCAUUAGUGAAGCGGGGUGCAAAGUAACAGAGUCGUGAGCAAAAGUGUAGCAAAGUAGUAUCUUCAAGUCGGCACUUCACUUUCGUCAUGAGACUUGAUAUAAUGGGGCUAGUUCGCUUUUGGUUGCAAUUCAUCAUAUGCAACAGACAGGCUCCAGCUUGUAUGGUGAUGGUUCCCUUCACCUGGGUGCAUGGUGUAGUCUUCCCUGGAGCAUAUCGGUACAGAAACCAGCUUUGUUAGGCCUUUCUUCCUUACCCCAUCUUGCUUCUGGUGUGUUCUUUGUGGUGCACGCUUAAGAUGCGUCAUGUUAGGUCUAGACGCGAUGUGUUGCCCGGUGGUGUGCUGUGAAUUUCGCAUGUACGAUUUGUGCAUUCCAUGCUGUUUUUGUUGUGCAAUGAUCGAAGAGCACGAUAAGUCUAGGGAAUGACUUGAGUCAUGUAACUUUACUGGUUUGGUGGCUGCUCAGCCUUUUUUGAGGUCAUGGCUGGCUUUACCCAGUGAAUUUGCUCAUCCGAAGGUGGAUAUGCCCCAAAAGCGAAAGAUCACAAGCACACAUCCAUUCUCUUUUUUUUUUUUUCAGCCUCUUAGUGGGUGCCAGCUUGUCAGCAGACUUUAUUAGGCUCUCCCAGGGUGUUUGGCACCAGACGUGUGCACCAUAAGGGGAGGGUGUUGGUGUGGAGAUGUUACUGAAACAGGACACACUGUGCACUAUUCCCCCACCUCCUUUUGAGUAUGCAAGUGCCAGCAAAUUUCCAGUGGUCCAGCUGUCGCAGUUGUUUUCACACCUCAAUAUCAGUUUGCCGGCACCAUGCUUUCUUCAUUAUGUGAACCUCUCCACUGUCCUUCCUCUUCCUCUUGCAAAGUUGUUUUUGGUAUGGCAACGCAGCAGAACUGUAUUGCCGUAUAGGCCAAUAUUUACGACUUCUAGCAUGAGAAAGAGUGCACACGAACAAAAGUAAUAUACAAUAAUGAAAAUUUGAAAAGGUUUUGUGGGGCAAUUGUAAAUCACUGUAAAAGAACAAAGGGAAGGAUGAAUAACGUUAUCCCAAUGAAUCCAAUGAUUAUCCCAAUGAUUUAGGGAACGAGCUAGGACUGUAGGCACACUGCAUUGUGCAGUGCUUGAGCACGUCAUUUUGAAUUAAUCGUGCGAUUUGCUCCGCUGCCAUAUCACUGUCUAGUGCGAACUCACUGUCAGUAGCUGACCAGCGACUUGUUUCCACCAUAGACUGAUUUCUCGGCAUCGCAUCCCUAAUAUCCAGGUUUGAAAAUGAUUACGUUUGUCAUAGAACGUCACUUGGCGGUGCUGGUAACUCAUUCUUCCCACGGAACAAUGAAUUCCCAUGGGUUUGACUUUACUUCACCACUCAUGGCACUACUGUGGUCCUUCCAUCACAUAACACGUCACCAUUCGACUCUUAACACGAGGUUUCAUGUAUCUGAUUGGGCUAAAAAAUGGCAGCUUGGGUAUUGCAUCACUGGUGUUGUUUUUCGGGCUAGCUUUGGCUUCCAUACCCGGAUAUUUUCUCCCCGUUAUACCAUUCCACAAACAUCACAAAUAUAGGUGGUUAGAACCUAGCAAAGUUUACCGUGGGGGAUUGCAGAUUUUUUUCCAUAUGAUGUACAAAGCAUACAACUACACCUUGUAUUAAAAAAGUAGUUGGAAUAGAAUCUAUGGUAGUUUUAUUAUAUGCGAUAAGUAUGCAUUCGUUAUGUGCUGAUCUCGGCAAGAAAAGAAUUUAUGCGUGCUUAAUCUGACAAUUUGUUACACUCAAACUUCAAUAUAACGAAUUCAAGUAUAACGAAUUGGUUAUAACGAAGUAAGCGACCACUAGCUUUGCCAUAAAUACAGUGUUACAAAUAAUCGUAUAAUAAAGUAUUUUCGCAGUAGAUGCGACUUUGUUAUAAUGAGGUUUGAGUGUAUAUCUACUGUGUGUUAUCUACCGAUUUUCUCACAGGAUUUUUUUUAUGCUUUAAUUAUGUCGUUAUUUUGUGUUUAGAUGGCAUUUAGACGAAGCUUCAUUUAUUGAGAAGAGAGACAUUUCGGAACCUUGGAAUUUUGGUGCUUUGCACUUUUUUGGCGGCUUGUGAUUGCUAGUGGCUGGUCUUUAUUCUCUUUGUUAAUGGGGUUUUCUAAAAGUGCUGCUGACUGUAAGCCACGCCCUGUUAUAACCAUUGUAACGUUCGCUCGGUAAACGAAUUGCCUCUUUCAAAAGGGACGCCACCGGGGCAACUGAUAAGGUAUGGCUUAUAGGUUUUCUUCAUGGCCUAAUUAAUAUAUCGGACCGAACCGAACUGCAACAAAGGCUGAACCUCAUUCUUGCUUGGAUUUUCUGCCCAAUUGCUGGUCUCUUGGUGCUUUAAUGGGUUCAGGUAACCGGUUAUUGUGUGAGCUAAGGUGCCGACAGGUAAUGCUGGUCCGUGUUACUAGUUGGAACAUGAAUAGCAGUUCAUUUGAUUUCGGUUUGUACCAGAACUCACUUUCUGUACAGAUAAAUAAAUUUCUAUUUGUAUGCAAAAUUUUUCAUAUGUAAAAUUUUACUAGUCAUAUGCAGGUCAGGCAACUGUCUACAAAAUGUGGAGGACUGCCAUAAACUUUGCUGGCUUUUUAUUUAGCUUAAGCAGUUUUGGUAUUGUCACCAGGUUAAUUGGCAUACGAAUAAUUUUGUCACACUCUUUCCAACAAAUCAGUGAAGGGGAAUUCAAUGUACCAGAUUUUGUUGGUUGUGCAAACCGACUCCAGCAUGAUUACUUGCAUGACUGCAACAGGUAGAUUUAAAAACUCUGGUUUCGUUAUCUGUCUGGUCUCGUGUGGCAUUCUAAGGAGAGAACAUUCUAGGGAAAUAUGCAGCAUGCCCAGUCUUUGCAUGUUUCAAAGACGGUUAUCUAUAACUGGUGCUAGCCGCAGGCAUUUGUAACAGUGUCGAAGAUUGGCAUGGUCUGGCGUUUAAGUAGUUUGUGCCGUUGAGUUAAUUGUAAAAAAAUUAUUACAGAAACUUUUGUGCCCUUGACUGCUCUCAUGGCAUCAUGUGAACCAUGUCAUUGCAAAAUGUUAGCUUGACCUAAUAUUUUCCCGUGGUGUCCCUUUAACGUACCGCUUUGGUGUUGUGGUGUUGCCUUUAGUGUUGUGGGGUCAAACAUCGUUGUGUCAACAAGACUGUUAACUGUACCUGUGUGCUUGUAGAUAGCUUUUUUGAAACUGCUUGGAGACGAACAGCUCUGGUUUCUAUGAAAAAUUUUGCAUGGAGCAGUAUUAUAUUGCCAGAUGUGGUACAUAGUUUGCGUGCUGUUGUUUCAUUCACGGAAGUUACGCUGCAUACAAAAGAGAACUCGCAAGGGAGGCUGCUUUUGAGUGCUGGCAUCGUGUUAUGCGCUUAAUUUACAUGACUGUUUCAUUGCUUCAUAAGCACCGGCUGUUUUGUCUGAAGUGUAAUUUGGAGGCAUGUCAAAGACUUUUCAGUUGAACAUGUACGUUAAGCUGUUAAACUACUGCUGUUUCCUCUUCACAGGCCUAAGUAGCGGGCAUUUUGAAAAAAUUAUAACAGCUGCAAUCUAUAAAUGCUCUGCACAUUUUCACGGUAGUUUCCUGGUUUAAUGCCCUUGACAAGACUAGAAACACUGCUGACACUCGUUAAUCACGCCAAGUUUUCCUUUUGAACCUGUCGCAUUGUUGUUGUGCACGCAACUGCUGGUGCUUAAAGCAAUUUGAAGUGCUGUUCGUUUGAUUAGCGCUGCCUUGAGAUGUCCGUAUGGUCGCUGUGUAAUACUCCGUUUAAUGCAGUACGGGCGGCAAGCUAUUGGAUGCAUGGGCACACCAUAGCGAAGUGUCUGGGUGCACGACUGCCUCUCGCAUUGCUGGCAUAGUUUCGGUCAUUUGCCAGCUGUGCCGGGUACGUGUGCUAAAGCUCUCUAUGUUGCAUUGCAUUGAUGCAUGGCACAUUGUGUUUGGAGGAUUGGGGACUUUGAAUCGACGGCUGCUCUUUGUCAGCUCUCACUAUUCGUCUGAUCCUUUACAUUUGUUUGAUUAGCUUUUAUCUCAUUUAUAUUGUUGUUUUGUAUCUUUUGUUUUUUAUUCAGGAAUUUCAAUGCACGCAUCUAUGUCAAUAGCACAAUAACUGAACUGGACAUCUCUAGCCUAUAUGGUAUUUUUUUAUGUUGGCUUUAGCCACACAUUGCAGAGGAGGUUUGUGGAGCAGCUGGUUUUGUUUGUGCAUCAUGUAAGAAGGGAUAAAUAACCGCGCGACUGUAAUGUUUGGCUGAGCGUUGCUAGGCUCCUCUAGCAUAGUGGUAAAAGCGUAGCUUGCAAUGUGACAGUUAGGAAAGUGAUCCACGCAGCCAUUUCUUGACGAAAUGCUUGGUGCAUCCUCGUAUGCUCCCGUGUCUGAUCUUUUUAUGCAUAUUGAUAUUUCGUGCGUGGCAAAACAUAUCUUCAGAGUGUCGAACACUGCGGCUGUUGAACAAAGAUGUCUUCAUAUGUUGUGCGCAUGAUGGCCAAAGGACGGGACAGACGACAAUGCCUCUGUAAGAUUACACUCAGUUGUUUGAGUUGUAAUUUUUUUCCAUCGCUCUGAGCCUCAAUUCUUCCUGAACCUUCGUAUCGUUGUAAGCAGGUGUAAUUGAUUCUUUCAUGCAGAACAAUAGGUUACUGCAUCCUGUAACUGUGAAGCAACUUAUUUCUUUUCCCAGUAACUGUGUGCGCUUCAAAUACCUUCAUAGCAGCUGUGAAGUGCACUAUCUACAUUUAAUAGAGUGAGAGCAUUCACUGGGAAAUCAAUCGGCAUAGUCUCAUGUUGGAGUGACUUUUUUGCAAAGUAGUUAGAUAAUGCCUUGUUUUGAGGCAGAUUUUGAGCUUUAUGAUAUAAAGAUGUUUUCAGCGAAUGCUACCUACCAAUUAAGUCCACCAUGGGUAAGAUUUUUGUUCAAACGUGAGAUCAAAUUGCCUACAUCUUUCUCGCCAGCUGAUGUCACUGUCUCAGCUAAAAGAGUAUACUAUCAACGUAUGAGACUUGUUUCAUGACUCUCUGAAUUCAUGUAUGUCAGUUUUGUUAGGUUCGUCAGUAUUCAGGCAUUCAAAGUAAGGCACGAAGCUACGGUUCAGUAGUGGGCACAAGUUAUGUCAAGUGCCGGCCGCCUAAACCUUUAUUUUAUCAGAAGUUCUGAAAAAAGAAAGUGACCCUAUGCGAUUUGCAAUUCGGCAAUAUUGGUUACGGCGUACCACAUUGGUGGCAUCUGUCCUGUCUUUUUUGGCAGUUUUGGGGCUCUCAUUAUCCUCUGCUCUGCUUUUGCUCUCUGCUCACCAUGCUCAACAAUUUAGUCCCUUCCCACCAGCACGGUUGGUGCCGCUACCAGAGUUACCCUGUAGCUUGACAUGAUCACACCUUCGUGCUCUCGUGUUUGUGACUUGGCUUCAAUCCUGUUUCAAGCUAGAGUCCUAUGCAUGUCUGUGGGACAUUGUGUACAUAUGAGUAAUGGGAGUCAUUUGUAAGUUUUGGUUCUCGCAGCGUCAUUCUCUCUUGACUGCCAGCUAAUAGGGAUUUAACUUGUCCGCAACGGUUAAGCAGCUACGAUUUGGUGGGACCCUCCUUGUCAAAAACAAAAUAUGCAUAAGGGCAUUCUACGAAGCGUUGACUCCUUGCUCCCAAAGGGUGGCUGUAGUUUUGCUUCAUUUGCAGUGAUGAGUUCGAUUGCAUUUUGCUUGUUUUCAUUUGUUCCGUUGUCUCGGCUGAGGACAUGCCGCAAUUGUAUAAGCUGCGAUAUAAGAUUUUUUUUCGCUAGUAGUUUUUACUGCGACACUGCAUCAAGCUUGCUGCUACGCAUUGCACUUAAAAAGCUGUGUUGUGGACAAGUCUGUUGUGCUCUUCGUGAUUUUAUCAAUCAGUGUUGUACGAAUUUUUAUGCAAGCAUUGCUUUAUUUCUAGUGAUUGCUGUAUUGCUCACUGCAUCUGCCUUUUUCACGCUGAAAUAUUUGCAAAAGAAGCGCUUCUUUUCCAUUUCCCACUACCCCCCCUCCCCCCUUCUUUUUUUUUCGUUGGUUUAGCCAUGCCUGACCUUGGCUAUGCUGCCCUUGAUGCUCUUUUCUAUCUUUUCGGAAAUUGACAGUCGAGGAUGAUCCGCCUCGCUACUUUAUGUGAGCUGUAGGCAGUUUCGUUAGUGCCACCGAGCAACCCGGUUGUUUGUAUCCCUUUUCGCCAACUUUGUUCUGCAUUCUAGCCUUGCAAAAGCAUCUAUGUCACACCAUGGUCAAGAGUGUAUUCGUACAAGUGAUUCUACUGAUGUUCUUUUUUUAAACAUGCUGUACUUCUUUUUCUUUUCCUAGCCAGUAGUGGUCAGGGGGAAAUAAAGCAUGUCACAUAGUCCAAA
Molecule: messenger RNA, 8818 nt
Organism: Rhipicephalus microplus (southern cattle tick)
Lineage: Eukaryota; Metazoa; Arthropoda; Arachnida; Ixodida; Ixodidae
Cellular component (GO): nucleus
Source: RefSeq, a predicted model, not a curated record